Messenger RNA from Castor canadensis (American beaver), 2784 nucleotides. It is a transcript of the gene Ccdc22, whose product is annotated as CCC complex scaffolding subunit CCDC22. Gene Ontology annotation, biological process: positive regulation of ubiquitin-dependent protein catabolic process. Gene Ontology annotation, molecular function: cullin family protein binding. The record is from RefSeq and is a predicted model, not a curated record. Lineage: Eukaryota; Metazoa; Chordata; Mammalia; Rodentia; Castoridae.
UCUCCCCGUGCGGCCAUCGCGAGCGCGGGGGGCUGGGUUGCAACAGCUGCGCUCCACUUUCUCGGAUCCGGUCCUGGAUCCGGCCCCGAUUCUGAAUUGGCUGCACCAUGGAGGAGGCCGACCGAAUCCUCAUCCAUUCCUUGCGCCAGGCAGGCACGGCAGUCCCUCCAGAUGUGCAGAACCUACGAGCCUUCACCACUGAGCUGGUUGUAGAGGCCGUGGUCCGAUGCCUGCGUGUGAUCAACCCUGCUGUGGGCUCUGGCCUCAGUCCCCUGCUGCCUCCAGCCAUGUCUGCCCGGUUCCGCCUGGCCAUGAGCCUGGCUCAGGCGUGCAUGGACCUGGGUUAUCCCUUGGAGCUUGGCUACCAGAACUUCCUAUACCCCAGUGAGCCUGACCUCCGGGACCUGCUUCUCUUCUUGGCUGAGCGCCUGCCCACGGAUGCCUCUGAGGAUGCAGACCAGCCUGCAGGUGAUUCAGCUCUUUUCCUCCGAGCCAUUGGAAGUGAAAUCCGGGACCAACUGGCUCUGCCCUGGGUACCGCCUCUUCUUCGCACCCCCAAGUUGCAGUACCUCCAGGGCUCAGCCACCCAGCAACCUUUCCAUGUCAGCAGGCUGGUCCUGCCUGAGCAGAGUUCCAGAGAAGAGUUGUGGGAGUUCCAGGAGAGUUCCCUGCUGCUACCAGCCCUCACACAGGUACCCCAGCCUGCUGGGAGGGCAGCUUCGCUCCUCGAACGCCAUGCCAUCCAGCUCUGCCAGCACGUGGGCCGUGACCGUGCAGGGGAUGAGGACUGGGUGCGCAGGGCGCCCCGCCUUCCACCCCAGGAGGAUCCCCGAGCUCCUUGGCAGCGGCUGCAGAAGCAGCUGGUCGAGCAUCUGCGUCAAAGUUGGGGCCCACUUGGGGCCCCACGACAAACCCGAGACCUGGGAGAGUUGCUGCAGGCCUGGGGUGCUGGACCAAAACUGGUGCCCCCAAAGGCCCGCUUCACACAUUCAGAAAAGUUUGCCUUCCACCUGGAGCCCCAGGCUCAGGCAGCCCAGGUGGCAGAUGCUCCGGCCAGCUCCCGGUGGCCUGAACAGGACACCAGGGCAGCUCAAGAACAGGAACUAGAGUCCCUUCGGGAGCAGCUGGAGGGUGUGAAUCAUAGUAUUGAAGAGGUUGAAGCAGACAUGAAAACCCUGGGAAUCAGUCUUGCACAGGUGGAGACCGAGUGUCGGCAGAGUGAGCUCAGCACAGCAGAGCGGGAACAGGUCCUUCGCCUAAAGAGCCGGGCUGUGGAGCUGCUUCCUGAUGGGGCUGCAAACCUUGCCAAGCUGCAGCUUGUGGUGGAGAGCAGCGCCCAGCGGGUCAUCCACCUGGCGGGUCAGUGGGAAAAGCACCGGGUUCCGCUUCUUGCUGAGUACCGCCACCUCCGAAAGCUCCAGGAUUGCAGGGAGCUGCAAUCUUCUCGACGGCUGGCAGAAAUCCAGGAGCUGCAUCAGAGUGUUCGGGCAGCUGCAGAAGAGGCCCGCAGGAAGGAGGAAGUCUAUAAGCAGCUGGUGUCAGAGCUGGAGACUCUGCCAAGAGAUGUGUCCCGGCUGGCCUACACGCAACGUAUCCUGGAGAUUGUGGGCAACAUCCGGAAGCAAAAGGAAGAGAUUACUAAGAUUUUGUCUGACACAAAGGAGCUUCAGAAGGAAAUUAACUCCCUCUCUGGGAAGCUGGACCGGACAUUUGCCGUGACUGAUGAACUCGUGUUCAAGGAUGCCAAGAAGGAUGAUGCUGUUCGGAAGGCCUACAAGUAUCUAGCUGCCCUGCAUGAGAACUGUAGCCAGCUCAUCCAGACCAUUGAGGACACAGGCACUAUCAUGAGAGAGGUUCGAGACCUUGAGGAACAGAUCGAGACAGAGAUGGGCAAGAAGACCCUCAGCAACCUGGAGAAGAUCUGUGAGGACUACCGAGCCCUCCGGCAGGAGAAUGCUGGCCUCUUGGGCCGGGUCCGGGAGGCCUGAGGAGCUCUGAUGGAAGUUCCGCACGCCACGGGCAGAGAUUUGGAGUGCUGGAGGCCGUGUCUAAGCACUUGCCCUAGCUCCUCCCUCUGCUUGCCAUCCAGUUCUUCCUGCUGGGGCCUUAGACCCAGGCAUGUGCCCACCUGGCCCCAACCCUGAGUGGGGUGAUUGUCCAGCAUGCGGGGCUCAGCUGCAGUUUAUUGGGUGGGCACUGGGGGCUGGGGGCCAUGGAUCCCAAAUAAAAGAUGGGCUCUCCUGCACUCUAGGCUGAGGCAUGGAUUGGGCUCAGGGCAGGGGAAGGGGUGGUGACAAGUGAGACAUGGAGUAAAUUUUGGCCAGUGAAUGUCUUCAUGGGACUUGGAGACACAGUGUGUGUGGGGGGGGGCUUGUGUGUGCACACAUGCAGGUGAGUUCUAAUAAGCUGUGUCUGUGACUUGGCAUUUGUGUUGGUGGCUGCACAAGACUGUGCAUGAUACUUAAGUGUCUGUGUGGCUUUCUGGGCCUGUGAUCUUAAGGGUACUGUCACUGCUCUUCGCAGGGGUCUUGGCACACCUCUAUGUGACACUGGCUUCCUGUGAGCCUGGAGGCUGACAGGGUGCAUGCUUUGAGUGUGUGAGUUGACAGGAUUGUCUGGUCAUCUGUGUGACUGCAGCUUUGAGGGUGUUUGAGUGUAUUGAGGCAGGCUCUUUGUGUUUUAGGGUUUGGGUGGAGGAUUGUGACUGUGUCUGUGUCACUUUCCCACCCUGAGGCCAUCUGUGAGAGUGGCUGAGGCAGGCUGUGUGUGUGUGGCUGGCUGCGU